AUGCUCAGAACAGCUGUGUCUUCCGCACUACCCCGGUCGGCGGCCGCGUCGGCUUCCUCUCGCGGCGGACGAGUCCUCACGGCCUCGCAGACCGCAUCUCCAGCGCGGCGAUCUAUUUCUACCGCGCCCAAAGGACCCUACUUCUGCUUCGACAUCGACGGCGUCCUCAAGCAAGGCUCGCACGUCCUGCCGCAAGCCAAGGCCGUCCUUCAGAUCUUGAGCGGCAACAACCCGCUGAAGCGGAGAUACCCCUUCUUGUGUGUCACGAACGGCGGCGGGUCUCUCGAGUCUGAACGGUGCAAGAAGCUCACGAAGGAGCUAGAGGUCGAGAUUGGCGAACACCAAAUCGUCCAAUCUCACACCGUCUUCCGCUCUCUCGUCCCGCAGUACGCCGACAAGCCCGUCCUUGUCGUCGGCGGAAUCGAAGAUCGGUGUCGACGGGUCGCGGAGGCGUACGGGUUCAAGCAUGCGUACAUCCCAGCAGACGUCUUGGCGUGGAAGCCGGCAGUUUGGCCUUACCACAAGUUAACGGAGCACGAAUGGACUUACGUCAAGCAUGCCGACUUCUCCUCCGUCUCCUUCGCCGCCAUUCUCGUCUUCCACGAUUCUCGAGAUUGGGGCCGCGACGUCCAACUCGUCCUCGACCUCGUCCGCGCGAAAGACGGCGUCUUCGGGACUUCGAAGAACCCGAAAGACCCUUCUCAAUGGACGCCUGGGCGCCAAAUUCCCGUACACUUUUCGAAUCCCGAUCUGUUGUGGGGAAACGAGUUCAGCCAGCCGCGGUUUGGGCAAGGGGCUUUGCAGGAGAGUAUGGCCGCGGUGUACAAGUUGACGACUGGGCACGAGUUGCACCGAACAACGGGCGGCAAGCCCACCAACGCAACCUACACCUACGCUGCCCACCUCCUCUCCUCCCAAAUCGCCCACCUAACCUCCGGCACGCCUAUCAACCUUCACCCCACCUCCUCCUCGGCGCCUUCUCUCCCCGGUCGCGUCUACAUGAUAGGCGACAACCCCGCGUCGGACAUUGCCGGCGCCAACGCGUUUGGGUGGGAGAGUAUCUUGGUGAAGACUGGGGUGUUCAGAGGAGAGAAGCGGGAGGACGCGGAACAUGUGCCCACGGUAGUGGCGGAGGACGUGUGGGAGGGAGUCAAGUGGGCACUCGAGAGGGAGGGGGAGGGUGAGGCGGUUAGUCGGAUGCCGGAGGAGCAUGAGACGAUCGCAAAGGACGGGCCGAGGGAGUAG
This is a messenger RNA of Rhodotorula toruloides NP11, 1245 nucleotides long. RefSeq names its product cardiolipin synthase. Gene Ontology annotation, biological process: glycerophospholipid biosynthetic process. NCBI's taxonomy places the organism in Eukaryota, Fungi, Basidiomycota, Microbotryomycetes, Sporidiobolales, Sporidiobolaceae. Gene Ontology annotation, cellular component: mitochondrion. The record is from RefSeq and is a predicted model, not a curated record. The transcript has 6 exons. Bases 1 to 1245 code for a protein of 414 amino acids.